AUGCGAGAAUUGAAUGAACGUCAAAAGAAGUCGGAUAAAAUCCAGCAGCAAAUGCAAAAAGUGUUUGACAAUAUAGUCACCGGAAAGCAGCAACUGCAACUGUCUUUUAGAAUGGACCAAGGGAACCAAGCAGUAGCGACAACAUGCGCUGUCGCAAAUACCUCUGCCUUGCCAAGAUCAGAAGAUGUAUCGCAAUCAAAACAAUUUUCGGAAGAAGCCCAACAAAGCCCACCACCACCAGAUUACAACAACACCGCAGUUGCAACUAUUUCACUUCCAUACAAUCAAGAAGGUGUACCGUUAUACAAAAUGAGUCGACAAGUGACAACUGUGUGUGAUCUUUGGGACGAGUGGACAAUAGGUCGAGAUGGAUUCUGGUCUGUUCAAGAAUUAGAAGACAAGUGGGGCGCUAAAUGGAGAAAAGACAACAGAAAAUGGUUCAAUAUCCAUAAAAAAAUCAUUGAUUCCGUUGAAGACCUUCAGCUGGAUCUUGGCCUCUUCUCCCCCGCUUCUGCUGUAGGCGCCUUACAAAAGGUACUCAACACUCGCCACUGGUCUUUGGAUCGCUUGGGCACCGAGCUCCAAAAAGGCGCUUUUUUUUCCUUGCGAAGAAACGAAAAGAAGAAAAUUACAACACUUCUAGUUGAGCCUCUUUUACCAUCAAUAGUUGCAUUCUCAUUAAUAAAUAUCUUUUUUUCUUUCCUGUGGAUUUUGUAA
Mucor velutinosus is the source of this 717-nucleotide messenger RNA. RefSeq lists its product as uncharacterized. Lineage: Eukaryota; Fungi; Mucoromycota; Mucoromycetes; Mucorales; Mucoraceae. Bases 1 to 717 code for a protein of 238 amino acids. Gene Ontology annotation, molecular function: RNA polymerase II cis-regulatory region sequence-specific DNA binding; DNA-binding transcription factor activity, RNA polymerase II-specific. The record is from RefSeq and is a predicted model, not a curated record. The transcript has a single exon. Gene Ontology annotation, biological process: positive regulation of ribosomal protein gene transcription by RNA polymerase II.